UUGUUAAUGGUUAGUAGAAUAACACAUACCGAUUAAGUCCUUUCAGUGUUGUAAAUAAUCACGUUCAGUUGAUUUUUCUUUCCGGUUAGCGUCAUGGGUAUCGACAUUAACCAUAAACACGAUCGCAAGGUUCGUCGUACAGAACCUAAAAGUCAAGAUGUAUAUCUUCGGCUAUUAGUAAAAUUGUACAGAUUUUUAGCUCGUCGUACUACAGCUAAAUUUAACAGAAUUAUUUUGAAACGUUUGUUUAUGAGUCGUAUCAAUCGUCCACCAAUUUCCUUGGCACGUGUUGUACGAUUUAUGAAGAAACCAACUCGUGAAGGUAGAAUUGCAGUCGUCGUAGGAACAGUUACAAAUGAUGACAGAAUAUGGGACGUUCCAAAACUAACAGUCUGUGCUUUACAUGUCACAGAAAAAGCUCGUUCACGUAUCAUUAAAGCAGGUGGUGAAGUAAUCACUUUUGAUCAAUUAGCACUUAGAUCACCAACAGGAAACAAUACUGUAUUAAUGCAAGGUAGACGUAAUGCCCGAGAAGCAGUGAAACACUUUGGUCCAGCACCUGGAGUACCACACUCGCACACUAAACCAUUUGUAAGAUCUAAGGGUCGCAAAUUUGAACGUGCUCGAGGUCGUAGACGUUCAUGUGGUUACAAAAAAUAGAUUUGUUAAGUUAUUUUCCAAUAUAUUACACCUUUGUAUUGUAACCUUUCAAUUUGCUGGUUUAAUAUAAAAAAAAUAUAUUUACCACAAAAA
This is a messenger RNA of Chrysoperla carnea, 753 nucleotides long. RefSeq names its product 60S ribosomal protein L18 (gene RpL18). NCBI's taxonomy places the organism in Eukaryota, Metazoa, Arthropoda, Insecta, Neuroptera, Chrysopidae. Gene Ontology annotation, molecular function: RNA binding; structural constituent of ribosome. Gene Ontology annotation, cellular component: ribosome; cytosolic large ribosomal subunit. The record is from RefSeq and is a predicted model, not a curated record. The transcript has 4 exons. The coding region runs from base 94 to 660 and encodes 188 amino acids. Gene Ontology annotation, biological process: translation.